GCAGCUGGACGUGUCCAUCUCGGAGGGCCAGCGCGUCCAAGAGGCGCUGGAGGACCAGGGACAAUCUGAGCGGCGCGCCAAGAUCGCCAACGACCGGCUGCGGCUGAUGCGGGGCAAGGUCAUGCACGACCUGGAGAACCAGAAGACGCGCGUCCGGACCCUGUUCCUGCGGCAUCUUCCCGAGCUCGGCAACGUGGACGUGUCGGAGUUCACCGAUGGCAUGAGCAAGUUCAAUCCGGCGGACUUCUACGAUGCCGACAUGGAGAAGGAGGUACAGAGCGCCUGCGACGCCUUGAAGCACGACUUUGAUCUGGAGAGGUCAAAACUGCUCAACGACAUAGAUGAACUGACCAAAUCGAUGGAGGGGCUGAAAGAGAAGCUCUUCCUGGAAACCAGGAAGUCAACCACGCUGCAGGCCAAGCUGGACCAGGCUUCCAAGGUGCCGUCGCCCAAGGCGUCGUCACCCAAGUCCGAUCCCACCAGCACGGACGUCUUGACGGCGAAGGCCGCGAUUGAUGCCGCGCAGGCGGCGAAUGCCGCGGUGAACCUGCCGAGGAGAGCGAACGGGCUUCGCAGAGCAAGGAGGCGAUCGCGCAGGCGUUGA
Molecule: messenger RNA, 604 nt
Organism: Prorocentrum cordatum
Lineage: Eukaryota; Dinophyceae; Prorocentrales; Prorocentraceae
Source: the annotation of a GenBank genome assembly